Molecule: messenger RNA, 5934 nt
Organism: Passer montanus (Eurasian tree sparrow)
Lineage: Eukaryota; Metazoa; Chordata; Aves; Passeriformes; Passeridae
Product: wiskott-Aldrich syndrome protein homolog 1-like
Exons: 5
Coding region: 1-957 (318 amino acids)
Source: RefSeq, a predicted model, not a curated record
AUGGAGGAACUUCAUCUGUAUCCUAUGAAAGAUGUCCUACAAGUGAAAACGGCCACCAGCAGUUUAAGUUUUAGUGUGGAAAACCCGGCAAUUGCUCCCUGCCAGGGAGACUCUUCAGACCGUUCCCUUCAAGGACUGUGUGCUAGUGGAGGUCAACGUUUCGAGAUAACAACGCACGAGUCGCGGAACUCGGAGCGGCCCAGAGCACGGAACUGCAGCUGGCACGGAGCAAUAGCGGCUCCAUCCAGAUCCACCUUCUCCAAGGUCACCCCGCUCACAGCUUCUUGCAGGCCCGUUUCUGAUGACGGCAAGCGCGGCGGCACGGCUCGUGCUCCGCUGCUCUCCGCCCACACUUCCCGGCGGAGCUGGCCGGGGCGGGGGCCGCGGCUCGGCUCGGGAUGGGCGCGCUGGCAGGCUCGCCGCCCCGCGGGGAUGCGCGCCGAGCGCGGGGGCGGGAUCGCGCCUCGCUCCCCCCAGAGCCGCGGCCUCAGCCCGGCCCUGCCGCCCGCCUCCCUCCCUGCCCCGCUGUCAGAGCCGCCCGCCCGCGUGGCAGCGGGGCACGGCGGGGCGUGCGGCGUCUCCCUGCGGUGGCUGCUUUGGUAUUGGGGACGACAGCUGCGUCCCACGCGGUGUCCGUCCAUCCAUCCAACCAUCCAUCCAUCCAUCCAUCCAUCCAUCCAUCCAUCCAUCCCUCCCUCCCUGAGUGGGCGGCGGCUGGUGUGUGUGUGUGUGACUGACAGUGAGGCGCGCACAGCGCGGGGGCAGCCGCUCGCACGCAGCCCACCGGGGCCACGCCGGCGCGCCCCGGCUGCGGCAGCCGCUUCUCCGUCCCCCGGAGCCCUCCCCGGUGGGGACAACCUCAGCGGCCUCGCUGCUCGUCCUCCUCCUCCCUCCUGGCGGGAUCUUCGCCUUCUGAAACGGGAACUGAAAUUUGGCUCGUCAGCAUCGAGUUGCUGAUGAAAAUCUUGGUCACCUCAGCAUUUGCCGUCUUUUUGUCUCCUUAAGAAAAAAAAAGUUAUGGAAAGUGUUUUAGAAAAAGAAAAUGCUACAAAUGUUGAAUACCUGAUGGUACUUUUUGUAAGUCUCUCCACUAACUCUUUGGGUAAGUCCCCUACUGGAAUAGUCCCUUUUCCCCACAUGCCACUUGUUAAACAGUUUUAGCUGAAUCCAGAAUUUUGCAGGUCCUCUUCUAAGCUUAGAACUUCUCUGCUACAUUACAGGUUGUCUCUUCUUGUCCCAGAGUCUGAGUCUAAAGGGUGCAUGUUUACGAUCAUGUGUUCUUCUGGUCUAUGUUGAAUUACAUUCUGAUUGUGUGCUAUUUUUUCUGCACUGAUUUUGGUUCCAUAAAUACACAUCUCAAACUCCUCUCAUGUCUAUAAGCAGGCUGGUGUGAUGUGUAUUCUUGUCAUCUCCCAGUGAUACACAGGGUAAUAACAUAAGUAUUAUAUUGGCAAAUCAUCUAGAUCACCUUCUGCAAGCUUUAUAUCAACAACUAGUAAUUGUCAGCCUGUGUCUCACUCCACCUUCAUUCGUACACACAGAUAGCUCUGUCACUAGCAUGACAUUUAAUCCUAGGCCUGUUAGUGAAAGAGAUACAUGUACUUCAGGUUUUGUGAUAAAAUUCAUAUAAAUAUAACUAGAACGUGGAUUUCUACAUAUAUCCAGAGCAUGUUUUUCCAUUGACGUUAGUUUUCUCUGUAGCCAUCAAACAUGGUCCAAUCAAAUUGUUUUCUUUUACAGCUCAUGGUGACACAGAACACAGCACAUUGUAACUACAGGAACAGACUCGACUUUGAAAGAUCUCUAUCAGGCAUGACAGAGAAUUUGGGGCAGCUGGCAGUUAUCAGCUGAAGCAGUUACUCAGUAGAACUGUACAAGAUAAAUAGAUAAUUGAAAAGCCAUCUGGAAACCUGGGAGAGAUAACAAGCCUCUCUUCUAGAAGUGGGGUAACAACUCAGGUAGGUCACAGAUGAACUCAACUCCCAGAUCACUGCUUUGCCUAAUAACACUGGAAAUACAGCAGCAGUUCAUGCCUGUCAGCUCUGAAGCAGUAUUGAAGUUGUUGUUGGAAAGGCAGUUUGGCAUAUUCAGUUAUACAAAUCAUUAUUGCAGUAGAGUGAAAAAGGAUUUUACCUAAAGACAUGUGAUCAAAAUCCAGGGAGCAACAUGGCCCUUUGUUACAGUUGCCAAAAUAGAAAACUAGUUGCGCACACUUUUCACCCUCCAUGCUACUUUGUUUAUACUGCCUGCAACUACCACGCUGACCACGGUUGCCUGUGCGGCGACUUCUUUCUCUUUUUUUGUGUAAUUUAUAUUUAUAUUAAGAUAAUGGAACUAUUUUUGUUUUAUUUACCAUGAGCAAAGAGAAUGGAAGGGAAAGGCCAAUAUCAAUGAAUAAAAGAAUGUGUUGAUCUUAGUAGAUCCAUUUUCAAAGAGUCCUAAAGAGUGUUUCUGUUCAACUCUCUCUUAUGAUUCUCAAAUUUCUGACUACAGAAAGUGUGAAAUCUUGCAUGAACAUGCAAGGAAAUUGAUACUAUUUGGUAACUCCUCUUGCUAGGUUCUAAUCUCUUAUAGAACUAUAUUGAUUGUCAGGAAAGAACAUGAGAUAUUUUUGUGAGAGUGGGCACAGAAAAUAAGUUUUUGGCCUUUUUCAAAAGAGAAAGUGGCAUCUUUCCACCAGAGAAGUACUUGAAUUGAUCUUCUGACAUCUGUCUAUUUUGUUAAACCACACAGGUGAAUCACAGGAAAUAACUGAUGCCACUGUAGUAUUAAUUCUUGUGGAGCUGAACAAAGCAAACAAAUAAAAAACCCCCAAACAACCAAUAAAACAAAACAAAAAACAAAACACAAACAAAAAUAGCAAAAAAAAAAUAGUGAAGACUUUUGCUGCUCACUUUACUUUGAAAUAUGCUUUUAAAAAUCUGUCUCCAAAAAUUCUGUCUAAAAAAUUCUGUGCAUUUACACUGAAAAAGCAUAAAGCAAAACACAUGCAUCAAUUUUUUUUACAGUGGCAGUUACAAUAUUAGUUGCUACAGUACAGUAGCUAGGAAAGAAACAUAUUAAAUUCUCAAAAUCCAUUAACAAAAAUUUGCAUGUGUCCAUGUUGCUGGCUGCAGAAAUAAUGUGGUUCAUUUGAACAGUCUCUGUAAAUCUUAAAAAGUAACUGCUGUUUUUAUUCUUUAGGUAUUUUUCAAAUAUCUGUUUUACUUUGGUACUGGACAUUAAUUAGUCGUGCACAUAUGUAAAUUCUGUUUCUAUGUAUUGACUGUUGGAGAUGUUUUCCUUUCAUAUCUCAUUUUAUGACUGCUAAAACAAAAAAAAAAAGGCAAAGUUUUAAAGCUUACAAAUGCAUGAAAAAUUUUUAAUUGCCAUUUGCUGUUUUGAGGCAUGAUUCAUCUUUUCAUUACAAUCCUAGUGAAAGACUUUGGUCAGUCUAGAGCCAUUUUUUAUAUCAGUUUCUCCAUUUAGACCCAUGUAUACAAUUGUAAGUUACCAUUGUGUUAUAAGAUAUCCCCAACUUUGUUAGAUUACAGAACUUCUUAGGUAAUAGGAGAAUUUUCUUUCUGACUUACUAAUUUUUAUUUUCUUUUAAAAUAAGAUGAAAUGAAGUAGCCAAAAAAAUUGCUUUUUAUAUGAAAUUCCAGAAUCUGCCUAAGUAUUUUUUAUAUAAGGAUUAAAUAUAGCAAUAAUUGUAAUCUAAAAAGAUGUUGGCAACAUGCUGUUGUAAAUAAUGCAAAUAAUACUUAGAAUAAUAUGCAGAGUCAGAAGUAAGAAGGCAUCACUCAGAGGGAAGCAUCCUUAUAAUUAGGAUAGAUACAGAUCUCUUACUUUUUCUCAUGAAUCCUUUGAGUAUUUCAGUCUUUUUCUGUGCUGUGAUUCAGAUUCAACAGGAAAAGUGAAGAAUAAAUAGUUCAGCUCAGGCUCACACUAUAUAACUGAGAUUUAGGUUCUGCUGUAGGAGGUCUGAACAGAGGAAGGUCUUAGAAACUCUUUGUGGUCACACUCGCUAAUUGUGCAUGAAGGGAGGGAUCCUUCAUUAUCUGGUUGUACCCAAAUAUUAAGUCCGUGCUCUAAUUCUCAGGGGAUAAAGGUGCCUGUUAAUGCACAUAACUUAGAUUAACUGUUCAGACAAACAUCAUGCCUGAGUUUUUCCAAAGCUCUUUGCUCUACCAUCAGGAAAAAGGAAAAGGCUUCCCCCUAAAGCGUUCUGAAUUUCAUCCUGGAGGCACUUAAACCCCUGCUUGUUUGAAAGCUGGCUGCCUAAGGAACUACAAGUGAACCCUCCUGCAGCUAUAGUACUCUGAAUACGACCCUUGAGCAUAGAUAGGUUUUCAGAAUGGUUAAGCAUCAAUGAGCAUACUCUGAUGGGAUCAUAUUCUGCACGCAAGGUAACAUGACAGUCCAACUCCUGAGCGGGUUUACAGAACGUAAUGAAUUUCUUGAAUACCAUGAGUACAUUGAACUAAUCUUCAGUACUUCACUUGUUAUUCAUUGUGAUGAAAACACUGGAGUAUAUGAUCAAAAUCAUACAUGAAGAGCUUUCACUUCAUGUAAUUAUUUCUUCUUAUUAUAAUCUUGGUUUACUUUGCAACUCACUUCUAGGAUAAUCACAUUUUUACAGAGUGGGUAAAACUUUAGAAAUAGAAGUAUGGUUGGAAUACAAGUGUUUGGCAUGCUUCAAAACUGUAAAAAUCAUCAGUAUAUAAUGUAUUUACUUUCUUUACUGAUUAGGUCAAAAAUGUGUAUCUACAUUUUAGGGGACACAUACCAAACAAGUUCUUCUCCUAACACACAAAUCAACACCACGAGACUUUUGAAGAAGAAAACACACAAUAUUUACAUGUGUGGUUCUAAAGUGCACAAUAAGGAAGCAGAAGUCAACUUUCUAUUUGGAGAAGGUCUCAGAUUGUUAAUCCAAACCCUGUUUUCCGAGCAAAUGGCAAUGGCAAUGUGUUUGAAGGUAUUCAUAUAUGUCCUCUUACUUUUUGGUGACUUUCUUGUUCUUUAACAAUAAGGCCUGAUGUAACUCCUGCUGGUGCCCCAGGAUCACACUGUUUUGUUUUGUUUAUUCCACAAAAUCUGUAAGAAUAGUUUCUUUUUUCCCAUUUAUAUUUUUUUUUGUCAGUCAGUGUCUCAUUGUCAGUAAUGUCUGUGGAUGCACAAGUCUGAUCCUGAAUUGGUAUUCAAAUAUCUACUUCUUAUCAAAUAGCUUGAAUUCUGCAACAAUUUAUUUUGGUCUAGGGUGAGACUUAGGUGCAAAUUGAGACAUCUUAGGCAUCUAUAUGGAAGGGCUCAGGUGUAAACUAUAUGUGUAAACUCUUGUUCUAGACAAGAGUCAAUGCAACCUGUGGACCCUUCUUGGUGCCUUGUCUGCUGAUGAAAUGCUUUGCAGAUAUUUCAGAGGGAACUGAGUCGUUCUCUAAGCUCCAUCUGAACACAGACAAAAAUUAUGGCAUCAUGUGAAAUGUACUGUCAGUUUCUGUCUUGCAGUUCUCUACAGGAUGAAAUUCCCAGAAACUUGAAAAAUACAUUUAAAAAUAUAUUUUAAUCACUAAGUUCCUGACAAAAAUAGUGAAAAGAACUUUCCUGAGUUUCUCCUAAAGACAAAUAAAGAUUCUGUAAAAUUUUUGGAUCUUCUUUUGUCGUUUGCUGUGACUCAUGCAUGUCAUACAACAGUACCAGAAGCUAUUGGCCAGGUAAAGCAAUCUUGGAUAUCUUAGUGUGCUUUUGUUCUGAAAAUGUGUAUCAAUGUACAUCUUGGAUCUCUCAGGCUUAUUCAAUGCUUUUCAGAUAUUAACAGUAUUAUUUGAGUUGGUAACCUGAAAUAAUCUGACACUGCAUUUAUUGAUGCACAAGAUUAUUCUGAAUUUUGUGUCCAAAUAUCUGAUUUACCUUACACAUUCCAAGUGAAUAAAAUACUUUGCUUUAAACAUA